AUGAAGUCCAGAUUAAUCAUUAUCUCCUUUUCUCUGUUUUUCGUUAGUUCUGCAGAGGCAAUAUGUGUUCCGCGCAAUAAGACCACCCCGUCUCCAUCCCCGGAUACGCCUCCAAAUUUGAGGCCUGUGUCAAUACCGUUGCCAUUUUCAGCCAAGGCUCCAACACCUUCAUUGUUGCCUUCACCGUUACGUUCACCCAGGUUUCCAAUACCUUUGUCACCGGCUCCAAAGGCACCAUCACCAGCUGCAAAAGCACCAUCAACAAUACUUGGUACUAUAACGUCUCCACUUCCAAGACCAGGUGGAGGCGGCAACAAUCCAGCCCUCCAAAAGAUAUGCGGUGGUACUGACUAUCCCGACGUCUGUUCAUCAACACUCGGUCCUGUAGCAGGCCCGGCAAGUGAUGUUUCAGCUGUACUUGGUGUGGCAAUAAAGGCUGGCUCAGAUUUCGCCAAAACAGCAGUAGACGCGGCUGGUAAACUGGCUAGCAGACCAGGGCUUCCACCAGAUGAUGCUUCACCGAUCAAAGAUUGUAAAGACAGUUAUGAUGAUGCUGUAUAUAAUUUCCAAAAUGCAGCUGAUGCACUGACUAAAAAAGACGUGGGGACCAUGAAUACCAUGCUUAGCGCAGCCCUGACAGAUGUCGGAGAUUGUCAGGAUGCAUUUGAAGGACAAAGUUCCCCGUUAGCCGCGUUUUCUGAUACGCUAAAGAAGAUGGCUAGCAACUGUCUUGCGAUAGUCGAUCAGAUGAACAAAUAA
Molecule: messenger RNA, 759 nt
Organism: Daucus carota subsp. sativus
Lineage: Eukaryota; Viridiplantae; Streptophyta; Magnoliopsida; Apiales; Apiaceae
Product: pectinesterase inhibitor 10
Exons: 1
Coding region: 1-759 (252 amino acids)
Biological process (GO): negative regulation of catalytic activity
Molecular function (GO): enzyme inhibitor activity
Source: RefSeq, a predicted model, not a curated record